Messenger RNA from Racocetra persica, 407 nucleotides. The record is from the annotation of a GenBank genome assembly. NCBI's taxonomy places the organism in Eukaryota, Fungi, Glomeromycota, Glomeromycetes, Diversisporales, Gigasporaceae.
GAAAGAUGGGCGGCUAUUAAAAAAUUUAAUCAACAUGAAUACCAAUUUUGGCAAAAAUUAACAGAAAUAGCAAAUUUGAAGCACAAAUUACUAUAUCUGAAUUAUAAAUAUUUUCCAAUUAGAAAAAGCAAAAAAUGUAAAAGGUCAAAUAAUACUUCUUAUAGACAACGUCCUCUAUUGGCAGCUGAUAUCAUCAAAUCCACAGAAAUUAGGUCAAACAAAAAUAUUAAAUUGUUACAGAUCCAAGAAACAAACAAUGCUUAUGCUUUAUCAGACAAUAACAAUUCCUCUAAUUUAUCUAUCGAACUACCCUCAUAUAGUUAUUUUAUACCCAUAUUCCAUGAAAGUUUUAUACCCUAUUACUUUUUAUCUGAAUAUAGACAAAGUGUUGCAGCUUCAAAUAUGAG